CACUUACUCUCUCCCUCCCUCCUAUUUUUCGCCGCCCCAUCUCCCCCUACCAUCUUUCGGUGCUUCGCCUCCGCUUAUCUCUCUCCUUGCUCCCCCUCUUCUCUCUCCCUCUCUCGACAACUCCCCUCCCUUGCGCUGGCUUUGGCUUUAAUCCAAUCAAAUCAAGUCCAGCCCUCACUCACGCGGAGAUAAAAAAAGAGGGAGACGAAAAGGAGGCGCAGUGAAGAGCGGAGGGCGGGAUCCGGCCAAACAAGAAGGAAUAAAAAGAAUUAUUCAAGGGAAGAGGAUUCUUACUGCGAUGGCGUCGUCGUCAGCGCCGGUCCCGGCCUCAUCGGCCGCGGUGUCGUCAUCGAUGACCGCAUCGACGAGCUCGCCAUGCGCGGCGUGCAAGUUCCUCCGCCGGAAGUGCCAGCCGGACUGCGUCUUCGCGCCCUACUUCCCGCCGGACCAGCCGCAGAAAUUCGUGCACGUGCACCGGGUCUUCGGCGCGAGCAACGUCACCAAGCUGCUCAACGAGCUGCACCCCUACCAGCGGGAGGACGCCGUCAACUCCCUCGCCUACGAGGCCGACAUGCGCCUCCGGGACCCCGUCUAUGGCUGCGUCGGCGUCAUCUCCAUCCUCCAGCACCAGCUCCGCCAGCUCCAGAUGGACCUCUCCUGCGCCAAGUCCGAGCUCUCCAAGUACCAGUCCUCCGCCGCCGCCGCCGCCGCCGCCGCCGGCGGCGGGUCUUCUGCCCCCACUUUCGGCGGCGGGCUGGCCACCGCCGGCGUGCACGGCUUCCUUAAUGCCGAUCAUCCGAUCGGGUUCGGAAGGGAGCAGUUCUUCCCGGCGGGAAAUAACCGGGAGCCACCUCGUCCCAACCAGCACUUGAUGAUGAGGAAUUUUGAAGGGGAGUUGGUGGGGAGAUUGGGUGCGAAUGGAGCAUAUGAUGCAGCAGGAAUUGUGGCAGCUAUGAAUGCGUCGGCGGCGAGCAUCGGGCCAUUGGGUGGGCAGUUCCUGAAGCCAAGUUCUGCCGGCAGGAAUGACCGGCCGAGCGUCGGGCCGUCGUAGAUGUCCUUGCAGGUUUCUAUAUAUUUUGCUACUAUUAUUUUCUGGGUGCUUCCUCCUCUUUGAUAACACUAUGCUUUUAUUUGAUUUUAGUGUCAAGGGUGGUUCUUCUACAUUAGUAGUCAAAAGUAAGAGCUUGAGAUUAGC
Molecule: messenger RNA, 1195 nt
Organism: Elaeis guineensis (African oil palm)
Lineage: Eukaryota; Viridiplantae; Streptophyta; Magnoliopsida; Arecales; Arecaceae
Source: RefSeq, a predicted model, not a curated record